ACGAAUGCCAGGCAACGAUCUGCUGCGCUCUCCCGACCACGCCGUCGGCUUUUGCUCGCGAACACUUCAGUUUACUAUUGUAAGCUCACUCGGACAGGUGAGCGCCGCGCUCGCGGCCGAUCACACAGGCGAUGACACAGUUUUCGAAUUGAAAAUUUUGACAGACUUGACGCUGAUCGAUGAUCACUUGAGAGAGAUUCGAUUUCACCUCACGCGCACUGCUUGCCUGCCUCAGAGACAAAAAACCUGAUGUUACGUGUAGAAAAGUGAUAUCGUAAUAAAAAGAGAUUCAUCUCACAAAAAAGGUUUCAUUCAUGAAAGUAGACCGCGUAAACGUCCGUUUCUAAACAAUAAGUUCGAACGUGAAUUAUUAAAAAAAAAAAACAGUAGGUUUUCGGUUUUUAUAAUUAACGCGAUGAUGCAGACAAGUGAUUUCAAUUGUUACAAAGUGUGAGAUAUAUGUAUUUGUAAAAAAAAAAGUAUUUGAUAACUAAGUCAUCUCGAUGAUUCAUUGAUGAUUCAGUGUGAAGAAGUUGAACGAUGAUAACCCGGUUAAUAUGCGGGUUACUGACACAGCUGGACAUGUGAAUAUAUUUUGCGCGCUUAGCAAUUACGCUGGCGCUGACAACGUGAGAUAAAAGCCGGAGUUAAAACGAAACAAUUGUGCGAAUAAAAGAUAUUCGUUUUCAUCACUGAAACGCAUACUCGGCGAAUCUGUUGACAUCGUAUAUUGUAACACAAAACUUCCGAUUACCGAUCUAAUCUCGAGAACAUUUCGCGAAAGAGACCAUGUCAAUUACAAGCACCAAUCCAAGACCAAGAUGACGUCGGAUAAACAAACGAGAUCGUCUUCUUGGCUGCUGCGAUCGUGCAAAAGAAGCCGAUUUAAAAUAGAAUUUCUGUACCUUAUGUUCGGAUACUUGUUGACGCAAUGCUCGGCUAGAAACAAUCCUCCGAGAUUCCUCAUAGACGGCCAAACGGAAAUUGUACUCAGAUUGAAGGAGGGACCCGAAACUCCGAUUGGUAGCUUAAUUUACAGACUGAAAGGUAUCGAUCCGGAUGGCGAUGUCUUGAGUUUCGGGGUACGAGAGCAACCCGGCAGCGAUGUGAUUCGAGUCGAGAACUUCGGCAACUACGAAGCUAACAUUUACUUGAAUAAGUUGCUGGACAGAGAGACAAGAGACGAGUACGCGCUUGUGUUAACGCUGACGGACGGACGGCUGGGAGAAGGAAAUUUCAUCACGCAGAGCUUGCUGCUUCUGGUCGAAGAUAUCAACGACAACGUGCCAAUUUUCCGUCCACAUCCUACGUCAUUGACACUCCGGGAGGAUUCGCGCCCGGGUAUUAUAACAACGGUGGAAGCGACCGAUGCUGAUUUGGGCGCUUACGGUCAAGUGGUAUAUUACCUCCAGGAGCUGGACGGCGAUAACAGCGUUUUCACCAUAUCGACCGUCAAUGGUAAAGGCGUCAUACGUUUAGUCGGUCCUCUGGAUUACGAGCAAAAGUAUCUAUAUCAACUGCGGAUUCUGGCUGUGGACCGUGCAAAAAAUGAAAAGGUAAAUACAGGAACGACCGCGAUUCUGGUCAAGGUACAAGAUGUGGAGGAUCAGCCGCCGGAGUUCAUAACCAUGACGCCUGUCGCAAGAAUCAGCGAGAACGCCAGGAUUGGCACAUCUGUUCUGCAAGUUCGUGCCGUGGAUGGCGAUAAGGGGAUAAACAACAAGGUGACGUAUAGCAUCACGAAGGGACCGAGGUAUCUGUUCGAUAUUGACGCGACUUCCGGUCUGGUGUUCACUCGAGCGCAAUUGGACAGAGAGGCUGAGGAAAACAGCGACGGCACUUUCAUUCUGGAAAUUACGGUGAAGGAAGUGUCGAAGAUUAAUCCGUCGCCGUCCGUCAGAACCGAAGUGACUAUUAUUCUUACUGAUGUAAACGACGAAACGCCGACGUUUAGAAGUACGUUGUAUCAUGCCGAAAUAAACGAGAACGCGCCCCAAAACACGCCCGUCAGUUUUAUCGGCGACGCCGUGCCGGAAGUGUUCGAUCAUGACUUGGGCACCAACGGCACGUUUACAAUAUCUAUCGAGGGCGAUAAUGGAAUUUUCGAUGUGACCCCAUUUCGCGGAAUAAAUGAGGCGCCAUUUUUAAUACGCGUUAAGAACUCAAGUAAACUCGAUUUCGAGAAAAUAUCAGUGGUAAAUUUUACACUUGUCGCGAAAGAGAUCACGUCGAUUGCGCCAAAGUACAGCGCGGUUCCAGUUACGGUUUUUAUAAAGGAUCAAAACGACAAUUACCCCGAAUUUACGAAAAAUAUCUACGAGGUCUCGGUACCCGAAAAUUGUCCGAAAGACACCACCGUGGCUUGGGUACAAGCUCUGGACGAGGACAGCGGGAACUUCGGAACUCAUGGAAUACGAUACACAAAUUUAGGCGGUAGCAUUGCACAUGCACUGGCGAUAGACCCUCUCACCGGUGUGAUUACGGUUAACUAUCCCGGAUCGAGUUUCGAUCGAGAACUAGUAGCUCGGCAUUAUCUCACGGUCGAGGCUCGAGAUGAUCUGGGAAAGGGAAAUCGCAACACCGCGCAAUUGAUAGUCCAUGUUGACGAUGUUAACGAUAAUCCACCCAAAUUUCUGCAAAAUAAGUACGAAGCCGUACUGUUGGAAAACGAGAAUCACUUCGAAUCGAUUCUAGUCGUUGAAGCGUCCGAUAAAGACUUAAACGGGACACGAAACAGUGAAAUAGUAUACGCUUUGGUAUCGAGUGAAUUCUCCCGAAACUUUACGAUCGAUCCGAAACGAGGUGUUGUAACACCAGCUCGCCCUUUGGAUUACGAAGCUCUUCCUAUAAAUCAGGGACACAAGGAAAACAUGAUACGUCCGUUGCACUUGACAGUGAGAGCUAGAGACAGAGGCGUACCAAGUUUAUCCACCGACGUUCCCAUGACCAUUUAUUUGAAAGACAUUAACGAUAACGCGCCAAUGUUCGAAAGAACUUUGUACAAGAGAAACAUACCCGAGGAUUUGCCAGGCGGUACAAGUGUUUUGCAAGUAAAGGCUUGGGACAAGGAUCUCUCGUCGCCCAAUAACAAAUUGGUUUAUCGAAUUCAAAGCGGAGCCGGCGAUAAGUUCGUGAUUAGUCCGGAAACCGGCGUGAUUCGAGUGGCACCUGGCUCGAAUUUAGAUCCGGAUCUGACGUCGCCGAAAACAACCAAGUACAACUUGAACGUUAUUGCUAUCGACAGCGGCACGGAGAUCCAGCGCACAGCCGAAGUCCUCGUGAAUAUCACGAUUCUAGACGUCAACAAUAAACCGCCGAUUUUCAUCGAUCCCGGAACCGUCACCAUCAGAGAAAACACUCAGGUUGGUGCGUAUGUUUAUCGCGUGGUGGCGCAAGAUCUAGAUGUCAAUCCGAAUCUCCGUUACCGAAUAGAUCCUAAUUCGUCGGAGGCGCGAAACGAGGACGGUACUCUGAUCAAAAUACAAGAAUAUGACUACUUGGCGACGUUAGAACUGAACGCACUGGACGGUUUGCUGCGCGUAGUGAAGCUGUUGGACAGAGAGAAAGUAGAAACCAUAAGACUGGGACUUAUAGUCGAGGAUCUGGCCGCAGUAAGAGGCUUGCAAACUGCAUCCGCCACACUGAACAUAAUUAUUGAAGACGAGAACGACAACAAUCCGAAAUUCCGGAGACCAUUUUACAGACGUUCGGUCACCGAGAACAGUAAGAACGGCGUUAAUAUCGCGAAUAUAGUUGCCGACGAUGCUGAUAAAAAUCGCAGCAUUACGUAUUCCCUGAAAGGACCGAGAGACAUCGUUGAACUUGUUCACUUGGACUCUGAAACCGGAGAAAUGGUUGUUGCGAACAAAAUCGAUAGAGAAAUGUAUACGUGGCUUAAUUUAACUGUUAAAGCCACGGACUCGGGAUUUCCAUCCCGAUCGAGUUUGUCGGAAGUAUACGUUCAAGUGUUAGACGAGAACGACAAUAAUCCGUACUUUAUUUCGAACGUCAGUAACGUCACUGUUAUGGAGAACUCGAAAAUCGGCACGGAAAUCACCGUUAUACAGGCGACAGAUCUCGAUAGCGGAGAUUACGGAAAAAUAACUUAUCUCUUAGACAGAAUGUCAUCUGAGGGAGUGUUUGCUAUCCAUCCGGAAACCGGAUCGCUGACAGUGGCUGAUUUUCUAGAUUGGGAAACUAAACACAGUUACGUUUUAGUCAUUGAAGCUUGGGACAAUUAUCAGUUUGGUUACACGGCGGGAGAGUCUCGAAACGCGUUUAAACAAAUCCAGGUAACAGUCACUGAUGUGAACGACAACGCUCCGAAAAUGGAUGUACCUCAGGAUUGUAUUUCGAUAUCGGAAUUUCAUGACAUACGUGACUUGAUUUAUAUCAUUAAAGUAAAAGAUGCCGACGAUCCGACAACGCCGAACGGACGUGUCGUAAUCAGAAUCACUUCUGGCAAUGAAUUAGGUUUGUUCGUGCUGCAGCAAACCGAUUACUGGACGGCAAAGAUAAAAGCGGCAAAACCGCUGAGAGGAAAAUUCGGAAAUUACACGUUAAACGUAGAGGCGCGCGAUCUGGGAACGCCGUCUAAUAAGGAUAAUGGAAUUUUGAAAAUAUGCGUCACGGAUUACAACGAUAAUCCGCCUGUGUUCGUUAGUCCCGAGCACAACACCACCAUACGUGUUCCGGAGAACAUAACAGUGGGGAGCCCGAUUAUUCGAAUCGAGGCGAGAGAUGCCGAUACGGGAUUAAAUGGCGAUGUACAUUAUCGCUUGAAGCAGGACCUCGCGGGUCACUGGCGGACCUUUCGUAUCGACGAGAAAACCGGCGCGAUAUUCCUGAAAUUACCGCUCGACAGAGAAACCCAAAAAUCUUACGAGAUACGAGUUGAAGCAUACGAUUUGGGAAUGCCGACGCCUCUGAGUUCGGAUCUCGAUCUAAUAAUUUACGUGCGUAACAUCAACGAUUUUGAGCCGCAAUUUCUAAUGAAAGUUUUUAACGUCAACUUCACGGAGGAACAACCUCCUGGGUCGGAAAAUGUGUUACUUCCAGAAACGAUCGAUAGAGACGAGGUUGAUGACUUGGACGAUCCUCCCACACAAGUUUGUUACUUUAUAGUUGACGGGAACGCCGACGAACUGUUCGUUCUGGAUGUCUACAAACACGAACUCACUACUGCCAAGAUGCUGGACAGAGAACAGCAAGAAGAACACGCACUGCUCAUCAAAGCAACAGAAGACUGCGAGACUGUUCCGGACAACGAGACCACAUUCGACGAGACGGAUGACACUUUGUUACAGGUCGUCGUGAAGGUCAACGAUAUCAACGACAACGCACCGCAAUUUGUUAACAAAAUAUUCACGGGUGGUGUCACCACCGAGGCUGACUUCGGCACGCAGUUUAUGCACGUUAAGGCUAUUGAUUUGGACGCGGGUAACAACGCGGCGCUCGGUUAUUAUCAAGUGGGCAAAAUUCACAUGACGUUAACCGAAGGUUUCGAGAAUAUGCAGCUGCAGCCUUUUCUGGUAAAUAAAGAAACCGGAGCGGUGAGCCUGAAUUUCGAUCCUCAGCGAGGAAUGAAGGGCUACUUCGAUUUUAUGGUACUCGUUAACGAUACGCACGGCUUGCAAGACACCGCGCGAGUCUUCAUUUACUUGUUGCGUGAGGAUCAACGCGUUCGUUUCGUUCUCCGUCAACAUCCGCCGGAAGUCAGAAGCCGAAUUGAGACGUUUCGACAAGUUUUGGGUAACGUCACGAGCGCCAUCAUCAACGUGGACGAGUACAAAGUGCACGAGAAUCAAGACGGGUCCGUGGAUCGAACGAAAACGGAUCUGUAUUUGCAUCUGGUGAAUCGCCGAGACAAUUCGAUUCUCGAAGUAUCCGAGGUCCUCGAGCUGGUCGACAGAAACAUCGAAAAACUCGACAAUCUCUUCAAGGAGUUCAACGUUCUCGACACACAGCCGGCGAAGCCUCAGCCAAUCGUUCAAUACGAACAAGCGGGCACAACUUUCUGGUUACUCACACUGACCCUGUUCCUGGGUGCUUUGCUGAUUCUAUGUGUCGCUCUCUGUUUGUCCCAGAGAGCGUCUUUCCGAAGACAAUUGAAAGCGGCGAACGCGUCACCGUUUGGCGCGACGGAUUCGGAAUUUAUUCGAAACCCCGGCCGUGUUCCGAAUACAAACAAACACAGCAUGGAAGGUUCGAAUCCCAUAUGGAUGCACGCUUAUGAAAACGAAUGGUUCAAGAGCGACGAGUCGUACAGCCAUACAUCCGAGAGGGAUUCCCUCGACGAGAACGCGCUUAAUAACGAGGAAAUGAUGAACGACGCUAACACAAACCAAAGAUCCGAAGAUAAGCCGUAUUACAUAGAGCCGAGAAUCUCAACUAUUUCUAGUAGCGAAAGUGUCGAAAUCCAGAACGACUUUAGCAGAACUUCACCAAUGUACACGGGACACAACACGGUCGCGAAUCCUCUCGGGAAGAAGAUCGAAACAACGGAACUGUAACUCACAAAUCAAUAAAGAUCUCGCGAUUAAUUAAUUAGUUAUAGACUUAAGCUAUUGAAAAUAUUCCUUAAAUGUAAAGUGCAACGAAAAAUAAUCUUGUAAAUACUUGUGUUGCGUAAACCAAAAAAAAAAAAAAAAAUUACAUUAUUUUUUAUCGAUGUCUCUUAUUGUUCUUCAGAUAUGUUAUUUUCAUAAAUUAUUUAUUACAUGUACGUGUAACAUAUGUUUUAUCGCAAUGAGUGCUAAGAUUUACAAACAACUUAAUUUAUAUUAACGUUAGUCAACAACGAUUAAAAAUCUGCACAACGACUUAUUGUAUAAAACGUUUUGUACACCUUUGUAUUUUUUAUAAACAAAUACA
This is a messenger RNA of Pseudomyrmex gracilis, 6873 nucleotides long. RefSeq names its product cadherin-23 (gene Cad88C). Gene Ontology annotation, molecular function: calcium ion binding. The transcript is spliced from 25 exons. NCBI's taxonomy places the organism in Eukaryota, Metazoa, Arthropoda, Insecta, Hymenoptera, Formicidae. The record is from RefSeq and is a predicted model, not a curated record. Gene Ontology annotation, cellular component: plasma membrane. Gene Ontology annotation, biological process: homophilic cell-cell adhesion. The coding region runs from base 822 to 6512 and encodes 1896 amino acids.